CGCUCGCCGUCGCCACGACCAUGUAAGGGCCAUGAGAAGGGCUGGUCCUGGCGCAGCGCGGACAUGGAGGAGGACCUGUUCCAGCUCAGGCAGCUGCCGGUGGUGAAGUUCCGUCGCACGGGCGAGAGCGCGAGGUCAGAGGACGACGCGGCCUCAGGAGAGCAUGAGGUCCAGAUUGAAGGGGUCCGGGGGGGCCUAGAGGCGGUCGAGCUGGACGAUGGCGCGGCCGUGCCCAAGGAGUUCGCCAAUCCCACCGACGAUACUUUCAUGGUGGAAGACGCGGUGGAAGCCAUUGGGUUUGGGAAGUUUCAGUGGAAGCUGUCCGUCCUCACUGGCCUGGCGUGGAUGGCCGACGCCAUGGAGAUGAUGAUCCUGAGCAUCCUGGCGCCCCAGCUGCACUGCGAGUGGCGGCUCCCCAGCUGGCAGGUGGCCUUGCUUCCACAGGUGGUCUUUGUAGGCAUGAUGUCCAGCUCCACGCUCUGGGGAAACAUCUCAGACCAGUACGGCAGGAAAACAGGGCUGAAGAUCAGCGUGCUCUGGACCCUCUACUAUGGCAUCCUCAGUGCUUUUGCGCCUGUGUAUAGCUGGAUCCUGGUGCUCCGAGGCCUGGUGGGCUUUGGGAUCGGAGGGGUCCCCCAGUCAGGACCCCUCUCCACCCCACGACUGACCCCGAUUCUCCUGUGCCAGGUCUUCUGGGCCCUCGGGACGGUGUUCGAGGUCAUCCUGGCGGUGUUCGUGAUGCCCAGUCUGGGCUGGCGUUGGCUGCUCAUCCUGUCAGCCGUCCCGCUCCUCCUCUUUGCCGUUCUGUGCUUCUGGCUGCCAGAGAGCGCGCGGUAUGAUGUGCUAUCUGGAAACCAGGAAAAGGCCAUUGCCACCUUAAAGAGGAUAGCGACCGAGAACGGAGCCCCCAUGCCGCUGGGGAAGCUCAUCAUCUCCAGACAGGAAGACCGAGGCAGGAUGAAAGAUCUUUUCACACCCCACUUUAGAUGGACAACCUUGUUGCUGUGGUUUAUAUGGUUUUCCAACGCCUUCUCUUACUACGGCUUAGUCCUUCUCACCACAGAGCUUUUCCAGGCCGGGGACGUCUGCAGCAUCUCCAGCCGCAAGAAGGCUGUGGAAGCCAAGUGCAGUCUGGCCUGCGAGUACCUGAGUGAGGAGGACUACAUGGACCUGCUGUGGACCACCCUGUCUGAGUUCCCAGGCGUCCUGGUGACUCUCUGGAUCAUCGACCGCCUGGGCCGCAAGAAGACCAUGGCCCUGUGCUUCGCCAUCUUCUCCUUCUGUAGCCUCCUGCUGUCCAUCUGUGUUGGGAGAAACGUGCUCACCCUGUUACUCUUCAUUGCAAGAGCGUUCAUUUCCGGAGGCUUCCAAGCAGCCUAUGUUUACACACCUGAGGUCUACCCCACGGCGACGCGGGCGCUGGGCCUGGGCACCUGCAGCGGCAUGGCCAGGGUGGGCGCGCUCAUCACGCCCUUCAUCGCUCAGGUGAUGCUGGAGUCCUCCGUGUACCUGACGCUGGCCGUGUACAGUGGCUGCUGCCUCCUGGCCGCCGUGGCUUCCUGUUUUCUACCCAUCGAGACCAAAGGCCGAGGACUCCAGGAGUCUAGCCACCGGGAGUGGGGCCAGGAGAUGGUUGGCAGAGGGACACACGGUGCAGGUGUCGCCAGGUCGAACUCUGGAUCUCAGGAAUAGUGACCGCUGGGGAAGCUGAGCUGGUGUCUUGGAGGCUGCGGAGCCGGGAGAGCUGGCAGAGCCCAGCCGGGCUGCUUGUGGUCACUGCCGACAUCGGGAACUUACCCAAGAAGACGGGCUGGACUCACAGGGUUCUGCGUCUUGACUCCCUUUGCUGUGUUCCCUGAGGCCGCCCGGGAUGGGGAGGCUCUGCCCUAGGGGUUCCCUGUGUAGGGGAAGGCUUUCUAACGACCUGUGGGUCUGCAUGGGAAAACUGCCACUUGUAGGUGAGUCUGGGGGUCCUGGCAGCCAAGCAGAUGCCACCCAGAGUCACCCUGUCACACCUUCAGUGAACCACCACCAAAAGAUCUCUGUAGAUACCGUCCAGGCCCAGACCCCUGUGACACUUGCCAUCCACCAACUGGACCUGUUCAGUAGGUGUCUCCUACACCCCCCGGCCCCAGGCUUUCUUCUUUGAGAUGACAGGUGACCUAGGUGUGUGGCCUGAGCGGCUUGUUCUUAGACUGGGGAAAUGCUCUCCUGCCUAUCAGCAGGGGCCCUCCCCGACUCCCCGGGGUCUGCCCAGUGGAGACUGGCUGGUGCACCUGCAUUGGAACCUGAGCCCAGUGUCCCCGAGUGGCUACCUCUGGAAUCGUGUCUCUGGCUCCAGGGCAUCCGGACGUGUCCCUGGGAAGAGCAAGGUUUGCACCCGAUGGCAAACUCAGAAAGCUGUGAUCCCACUCCCAGCCCAGAAAUUGGGGGCUGAGGCUCAAAGGAGGAGAAAUUCAAGCUCGAAGCCCAAACAGGAGUCACCCCUGUAGCAGCAGCAAAGGCCAUGCUCAGGCAUUCUGUCCAGGUCUCCUCCUGGGCCAGCCUGAGUGGUGACUCCUGGGGAGAGGAAGUGGCUCACUCAGGUUUCAAGGUUGGAUUUUGCACUUAGGUAGAGGGCUGAGUGGGCAGAGGAACCAAAAGGACAUGCCUGGGUCGGGGUCAGGGGAGCAGGAAUCCCUGACGCACACAUGCUUCUUCCUUCCUGUUUGUGGGCACCCCCUGUUGAGGGCUGUGCUGGUCCAGACCACAUAGAGGCAGCUCCUGGGCUCCCACCCAUGGCACCCCCAGUGGGGAUCCUGGAGCGGGGAAGAGCAGGAAGGCCCGGAUGUGGGAAGAGUGAACAUUUUCAGAGGAGGAGGAAGGAGGCCGUUGGGGCUCCGUGUUGGCCUUCAGAGGAAGCCGGCUGCAUCCCUCCCAGGAUUGGUCGACACGAGCCUUUUCCCCAUGGAGAAGGCCGAGGACCCAUGGAGGGAGGAAGGAGGCCACCAGAUCCCCUCCGAGGCCAGAGAGGACCUACCCGUUGCUCGAUGUCAAGGGAGCCCAAUGUGUGCGUUCAUCUCCUAUUAAAACAUGUCGGUGACGGACGAGG
Molecule: messenger RNA, 3091 nt
Organism: Ictidomys tridecemlineatus (thirteen-lined ground squirrel)
Lineage: Eukaryota; Metazoa; Chordata; Mammalia; Rodentia; Sciuridae
Source: RefSeq, a predicted model, not a curated record